CUUUUUUUGUCUCAAUUUCUGCGUUUUUUCCUUUCAAAAUUCCAUUUUUCAAACCUUAUCUUGCUUGGGUUGAAGGAAAGCUUCGAUCUUUGGGAUCAAUGGCGGAAGCGUUGGGUCAGAGCAAGCUCGUUGCGCCAUGCGGGGGUCGUCGGUCUGCGUCUCCUUUGCCGAAGAGAAAGCCGUCUUUGGUGGCGUGUCGCCGUUCUUCGUCGGCGUCUCCGAGUUUUAGGUCUUUGAGUUCUUCUUCUUUGAGGAGGAGUGGGUUUCUGGGAGAGAAAUUGGUUUUUGGGGAUCGGAGAGGGGAGGCUUUGAAAGGGCGUGUUGAUGGUCUUCAUGUUAAGAUGAACCUAUCCAUUGGAAAAGGAUUAAAAUGGUGGGAGAAAGGACUGCAGCCAAACAUGAAGGAAAUACAAUCAGCACAAGAUCUUGUUGAUUCCUUACUGAAUGGAGAAAACAAGCUUAUUAUCGUCGAUUUCUUCUCCCAUGGUUGUGGAGGCUGCAAAGCUCUCCAUCCAAAGAUUUGCCAAUUUGCAGAGAUGAACCCGGAAAUCACAUUUCUGCAAGUGAACUAUGAGAUACAUAAAUCCAUGUGUUAUAGUUUGAAUGUUCAUGUCCUUCCCUUCUUUCGAUUUUACAGAGGAGCUCAAGGUCGCCUUUGCAACUUUAGCUGCACCAAUGCAACUAUUAAGAAGUUCAAGGAUGCAUUGGCCAAGCACGGCACGGAACGGUGUAGCCUUGGACCGGCUAAAGGCUUGGAAGAAUCAGAACUCAUGGCAUUGGCUUCGAACAAAGAUUUAUCGUUUAGAUAUACGAAGAAACCAAUGCCUGUUGAACAAUUAUCUGGUUUAAAUCAUGAAGAGUUUGUUGUUACGGCGUCGAGAGGCUUGAAAUCGACGGAGUCUGAGAGCAAAGAAGAAGCUCUUGUAAGGUGAUGGCUUAGCUUUAGAAAGUUAUCCCUGGUGUACAUUGUUGUACAAAUUGAGUAUCAAUGUUUGAUAACCAUUGCAGGCUGUUAGCUUGUUUUUUGAGGUUUAUGGCCUGAUUAAAUGGUUGUAUGAUUAAUGGUAAGGUGAGAAGAAUUUGGAUUUUGAGUGUAUUAUUAUGUCUUUGUAUGUCAUUGUAUGAGUGAAUAGUAAUGAUGUAUGUGAUUGAAUCAGUAUUGUUAUCAA
Messenger RNA from Dioscorea cayenensis subsp. rotundata (Guinea yam), 1169 nucleotides. RefSeq names its product thioredoxin-like 1-2, chloroplastic. The record is from RefSeq and is a predicted model, not a curated record. Bases 99 to 932 code for a protein of 277 amino acids. Gene Ontology annotation, biological process: cell redox homeostasis. Lineage: Eukaryota; Viridiplantae; Streptophyta; Magnoliopsida; Dioscoreales; Dioscoreaceae. The transcript is spliced from 4 exons.